Messenger RNA from Dreissena polymorpha, 2779 nucleotides. RefSeq lists its product as uncharacterized. The transcript is spliced from 2 exons. The record is from RefSeq and is a predicted model, not a curated record. Lineage: Eukaryota; Metazoa; Mollusca; Bivalvia; Myida; Dreissenidae. The coding region runs from base 86 to 1954 and encodes 622 amino acids.
CAGUCUUGAAAUUUUCAAAGCGUUCUUUUGUUGUCGAUAAACAAAUACAAAUAAAGAGAGUUAUAUGUUGCGUUAAAAUAUGUAAAUGAUGGCAAAAUCGAAAGAAAAUAUGCAGAAAUCGAUUGCUUACAAAGAUGGACUGACUAAUGAUGAAAAACAGCGAUAUGAAGGGAAAUUAUCGAUUAUCGGUGGACUUGAUCCGUACGAAGAAAAAUUGAGUUGGACACAAGAUGUUAAUGUGUUGCCGACAAUAACGUAUCCAGACAUAGUGAAUUAUUUAUUAUUCACACCAAGCCCAUACACCAAGGAUGAUUUAAAAGCUUACAAGUCUUUAGAGGCUUACAACCAGUUUGUGUGCGGAUGGGUCCGUGAUAAAGUCGGGAUUGUACAUGGACAGCAUGUGAUUGUAAUGGCAAAGGUUCUCCACUCACAGAGAAUGCGGGAGAAGCCAUUAAGACCCUGGAUUAUCGCCACUAAAGACGGGAACAUUGUUUCUUGCCACUGCAACUGCAUGGCUGGACUGGGCGAGGCAUGUACACAUGUGGCGUCACUUCUAUUCGCCAUUGAAGCUACAGUUAAAGUACGUGACGCGAAAACUGUGACCGAGUCUAAGGCUUACUGGCUUUUGCCAUCAGAUUGCAAGUCUGUGUCAUAUCAGGAGGUGAGGGACAUUGACUUUGUGUCAGCAAAAACAGCAAAGAAGCAGUUAGAUCAAAAACUAGAAUCUUUGUGUGCCUCAACACCUGCUAUAUCAGAGACCCCACUCAAAAAGUCAAGAAAUGUGCCUGAAGCGACAGCAGAAGACUUUAUGGCUUUUGCCGAACAAUUGAGCAAAUUAAACUCUAAACCAGCCAUAUUAUCACUUGUUCCCCCCUUUGCCCAGAAGUAUGUGCCAAAGUCAGACACUGAUGAUUUCCCUACAGUGUUGACCGAACUUAAAAACGAGAAAGUAAUUGGAGCGUGUUAUACGGAUGUUUUGCAUGCUUGUGCCAACAUUGAAAUAAAGUGUUCUACCCAACAAGCCGCAAAUGUGGAAGAACAAACCAAAAAACAGGCGAAUUCAGUUAUGUGGCAUCGUUUUAGGGCAGGGCGGGUUACAGCGUCAAACGCAAAAGCUGUUGUAAAGACCAAUAAAUCUGACCCUUCGCAAAGCCUGGUGAAAUCGAUAUGCUACCCAGACUCAAAUGGCUUUACCUCUUUGGCGACAAAAUGGGGGCGCGACAAUGAAAAACGGGCACGAGAUGUGUUUAUGAAUGAAAUAGGACCAGUUCAUGAUAACAGCAUGAUAACGGACAGUGGUCUUGUGAUUAGUCAGACACACCCAUUUAUUGGGGCAUCGCCAGACGGCGUAUUCACGUGUGAUUGUUGCGGGGCUGCGUGCAUUGAAAUCAAAUGCCCAUACAGUAUACGCAGUGAAGUACUCAAUAGUGAGACAUGUGAUUUCUUAAAAGAGACAGAUGGACAACUUCAUUUAGACAAAAAUCAUCAGUACUAUUACCAGAUCCAGACGCAGAUGGGUGUGACUCGCAUGGAAAGGUGCUUUUUUGUUGUGUGGACGGAGAGAAACUGUCACAUAGAAGCAGUGAUGUUUGACGAGGGUUUGUGGCAGACUAUUUGUGAAGAAGCAGAAAAAUUCUUUAAAUCGGCAAUACUGCCAGAAUUAGUUGGGAAGUUUUACACGACAUUACCAGGAUCUGUCUUAAAGUCAGUUGAUGUGAACAAGAAAGUAGUGACUGACAGUCUAAAUUGUUACCCCACCAAUAUGAGUGAUGAAACUUUAUACUGUCUUUGUAGUCAGGUGGAACACGGUAAGAUGAUAGCGUGUGAUAACACUGAAUGUAAAAUUGAAUGGUUUCACUACAGGUGUGUUAAUAUAGAGAAACCACCAAAGGGCAAAUGGUACUGCCCUGACUGUCGCAGAUUACCGGCAUUCAAAAGGAAGCGGAUUGUGUAAUAAGUUGUAACCUACUGUAGGAGGAGUAUGGCAUUUAAACUUUAAGUGAUUUUGUAAGAAAAGUUCAUGUGUAAAUAUUUGUAAAUGCUGUUUUGUAUAUAUUUUGUAUAUAUAAUAUUACUGUUCAGUUGUCGAUUAAAAAAAUUCAAUAACUAUGAGGGAAAUUAAAACACAUUCAAUUAGAAGGGUUUAACUUGAUGUACUUUAUUAAAACCAUAACUGUUUUGCUCAUUACCUGUAUAUCAUUGUAUAUUUUGUAAAUGUUUUGUAUAUAUUGUAAGCUUUCAAGAUUAAUAAAAUGUACAUAUAUUGUAUACAUCACUGAUGAUCUAAUGAGACGCGGACGCGUUCUGAGCAAACUGGGCUUUAUGCAUGUACUUAAAGUGUCGUCUCAGAUCAGACUGUUCAGUCUGCACAGGCUUAUUCGCGAAGGCCUUUUUCUAAUUUAUGACAGUUGCUGUUAAAAUGAAGUCUCUUCUUAGCAAACAUCCAAUUGAGGAAGACAGUGUCAUCCCUUAUUCGCCAGUGCAGACUGCACAGGCUAAUCUGGGGCGACACUACGCACAUGCACUAUACCUAGUUUUCUCAGAACAUGACUCAAAUAAUAAGAUAGUACAAUCAAACAUUAGAGCAAUAUUCUAAAACAUGUUUGAAACCUCAAUAUCGGAUAUUGUACAAUGUACAGUACACGUUUCCUGAAUUAAUUGCAAUAAUGUUUACUAACAUGAUUUGGGUUGAAUAUUUGCCACACAUUUAUAUGUACAGUAUUUAUUUAUGAAAAAUUGAUUCGGUUAAACCUCUAAAUAUUAAAAUCUUUGUUGCUCU